CUCCGAGGAAGAAGUCGACACACAGCUGGCCCUUAACAAAGAGCGGGCGUCUCGGGCACGUUCCCGCCCCCAGCAGGUUUUGGAAAGUCCGUGCUGCCGAGGGGCGGGGCUUGGAUGCAUCGCAGCCAAUCACCAAGGGCCCAAGCCGCCGGGGCGGGGCCUCCGCGAGCUGCGGCUGCGGCGGCCGAGGCAGGCAGGCUGGGUCCGAGCAUCCCGCGGCUCCACAUCCCCCGGCCCGGACAUGGCGACGGUCCGGGCCUCCCCGCGAGGCACGCUGCUGCUUCUGCUAGCCGUGGCGGGGGUCGCGGAGGUGAUAGGGAGCCUGGCCCCGGGCAGUGCGGGUGCAUUGUGUUGUAAUCAUUCUAAGGAUAACCAAAUGUGCCGUGAUGUAUGUGAGCAGAUAUUCUCUUCAAAAAGUGAAUCCCGACUAAAACACCUGUUGCAGCGAGCCCCAGAUUAUUGCCCUGAAACAAUGGUUGAAAUUUGGAGCUGUAUGAAUUCAUCUUUGCCAGGUGUAUUUAAGAAGUCUGAUGGCUGGGUUGGCUUAGGCUGCUGUGAACUGGCUAUUACCUUGGAGUGUCGACAGGCAUGCAAGCAGGCAUCUUCAAAAAAUGAUAUUUCCAGAGUUUGCAGAAAAGAAUAUGAGAAUGCCCUUUUCAGUUGCAUUAGCAGAAAUGAAAUGGGUUCAGUGUGUUGCAGUUAUGCAGGCCAUCACACAAACUGCCGAGAAUACUGUCAAGCCAUUUUUCGAACAGACUCUUCUCCUGGUCCUUCUCAGAUCAAAGCAGUGGAAAAUUACUGUGCCUCUAUUAGUCCACAAUUAAUACACUGUGUGAACAAUUAUACCCAAUCUUAUCCAAUGAGGAACCCAACAGAUAGUUUAUAUUGCUGUGACAGAGCCGAAGAUCAUGCUUGCCAAAAUGCCUGCAAGAGAAUUUUGAUGUCUAAGAAAACAGAAAUGGAGAUUGUUGAUGGCCUCAUCGAGGGUUGUAAGACCCAGCCCUUGCCUCAGGAUCCGUUGUGGCAGUGUUUCCUUGAAAGCUCACAGUCUGUUCACCCUGGAGUCACUCUGCACCCUCCUCCUUCUACAGGCCUUGAUGGCGCUAAAUUGCACUGUUGUUCUAAAGCAAACACUUCAACAUGUAGGGAACUGUGCACUAAACUUUAUAGCAUGAGCUGGGGCAAUACACAGAGUUGGCAAGACUUUGAUCGCUUUUGCGAAUAUAAUCCAGUGGAAGUGUCCAUGUUGACCUGUUUAGCAGAUGUUCGAGAACCUUGCCAGUUGGGUUGUAGGAACCUUACUUACUGCACUAAUUUUAACAACAGGCCAACAGAACUUUUCAGGAGUUGCAAUGCUCAGUCAGAUCAAGGAGCCAUGAAUGACAUGAAGCUGUGGGAGAAGGGAAGCAUAAAGAUGCCAUUUAUCAGCAUACCUGUUCUUGACAUUAAAAAGUGCCAGCCAGAAAUGUGGAAAGCAAUAGCUUGUUCACUGCAGAUCAAACCUUGUCAUAGUAAAUCCCGGGGAAGUAUUAUUUGCAAAUCAGACUGUGUAGAGAUUCUCAAGAAAUGUGGGGACCAGAACAAAUUCCCUGAAGACCACACAGCUGAAAGUAUUUGUGAGCUCCUGUCACCUACAGAUGACCUGGAGAAUUGCAUACCUUUGGAUACCUACCUCAGGCCAAGCACUUUAGGUAACAUUGUGGAAGAGGUGACUCAUCCCUGUAACCCAAAUCCUUGCCCCGCCCAUGAACUCUGUGAGGUCAACCGGAAGGGGUGUCCAGCUGGAGAUCCCUGUCUUCCCUACUCUUGUGUGCAAGGUUGCAAGUUGGGAGAAGCCUCUGAUUUUAUUGUCCGUCAAGGGACACUAAUCCAGGUGCCAUCAUCAGCAGGGGAAGUUGGUUGUUACAAAAUUUGCUCAUGCGGACAAAGUGGACUCCUAGAAAACUGCAUAGAGAUGCACUGUAUAGACCUUCAGAAGUCUUGUAUUGUUGGAGGAAAAAGAAAAAGUCAUGGAACUUCCUUUAAUAUUGACUGUAAUAUCUGCUCUUGUUUUGCUGGCAAUUUGGUGUGUUCUACCCGCCUGUGUCUCAGUGCAGACAGUUCAGAAGAUGACCGUCGUACCUUCACAGGUCUGCCCUGUAACUGUGCAGAUCAGUUUGUCCCUGUGUGUGGGCAGAAUGGACGCACUUACCCCAGCGCCUGCAUUGCUCGCUGUGUGGGCCUCCAAGACCAUCAGUUUGAGUUUGGAUCAUGCAUCUCAAAGGAUCCAUGUAAUCCUAACCCCUGCCCAAAAAGCCAAAGAUGCAUACCCAAACCACAAGUCUGCCUGACAACUUUUGAUAAAUUUGGAUGUAGCCAGUAUGAGUGUUUGCCAAGACAGCUCACCUGUGACCAGGUCCGAGAUCCUGUUUGUGACACAAACCACAUGGAGCACAACAAUCUCUGUACUUUGUACCAGAGAGGGAAAAGCCUCUUAUACAAAGGCCCGUGCCAGCCCUUCUGCAGAGCCUCAGAGCCCGUCUGCGGGCACAACGGGGAGACCUACAGCAGUGUGUGUGCUGCCUACUCGGAUCGGGUGGCCGUCGACUACUAUGGGCCCUGCCAGGCCGUCGGGGUCCUCUCUGAAUACAGUUCUGUUGCUGAGUGUGCUGCUGUGAAGUGUCCUUCGCUCUCAGCGACCGAAUGCAAACCCAUCAUCCCACCCGGUGCUUGUUGCCCAUUAUGUGCUGGGAUGUUAAGAGUUUUAUUUGACAAAGAAAAACUGGAUACUAUUGCCAAGGUAACAAACAAGAAACCAAUAACAGUUCUGGAAAUACUUCAGAGAAUCCGCAUGCAUGUGUCUGUCCCACAGUGUGACGUGUUUGGCUACUUCAGCAUUGAAUCGGAGAUUGUCAUCCUCAUCACUCCUGUGGAUCACUCUCCAAAAGCUUUGCAGAUCGAGGCCUGCAACAAGGAGGCAGAGAAGAUCGAAUCCCUUAUCAACUCUGACAGCCCUACGCUGGCGGCCCACGUCCCUCUCUCUGCCCUCAUCAUUUCCCAGGUGCAGGUCUCCAGCAGUAUUCCCUCGGCCGCCCCCAGGGCCCUGCCGCCCUGCCGCUCCCACCUCUUCCUCCUCAGCUUGGGCCUCACCUUGCACAGGGUCUGGACACACAACUGACUGGCCAGAAAAUGUGCGAAAUGUUCCUCCAUCUAAUUUUUCUACGUGGGAAAAGACAUACAGGACUGCCGGUCUGUAGUUGAAUAGUGGCCAAGUCAAAGCACUUUUCACCUCUAUUCACCACACAGUAUUUUUCUUUAUUGCCAAUGUUAGUAGGGGUCUUGUUUUGUUUCUACAGAUGUCACAAUAUCUUCUUCAGAUGACUGAUGAAAAGAGGAUGUCUCCUUCUGGUGGAUCACUGCCUUACAAUUUACAAUUUACAUUUGCUCAUUGAUGGAUCCCCCACUCUGAAACAAAUUCUAUGCCACUGAUAAAUGAGAUGAUCACUUUUUAAAAAGAUAACUCACUUUAUGGGCUUUGUAUCCCAGAAACUUCACUUCAGGGUUGUUCUCAGUAUUAAGGUGCCGUGUGUGUGUGUGUGUGUGUGUGUGUGUGUGUGUGUGUGUGUGUGUGUGUGUUACAGAUAAUUCCCUACCCUGUCUAGAAGUGAGGGGUCAUAGUGAAGAGCCACUGCUAUUAGACUAGACAAUGAAAUAAAGAUAAGGCAUCUUUGGAAUUACCACGUAGAUCAUCAAGCAAAUUUAAUUUACAGAAAUAUAAUUCAGGAUCCAUCUAUCGUGUUAAGUAAAAGCAAGCUAAGUAUAUGGCACUUACAUGAUCUAUUGUAAGUGACAGUCUCAGUGGUUCCUCGUGUGUGUCUGUGACUUUCGUGAAAGGGAGAAAUUAUGUUGCAUCAAAGUGUCUUGCAUUAUGCAUUUUUAUAUUAAGCAAAUGUUUAUUCUUUGGUAUCAUCCAAGUUAAAUUUAGAGUUUUUAAACAUCAACCUUUAAACCAAUUGCUGCUACUUAUAUAAUUGCCAAAAAGUGAAAUAAUUAGUAGUUCAUGUAAAUAAUACACGAUUUUUCUAUUUUAUUAUGAAGGUGAAUAGCCAUAUUUGUAAAGUGACAAUCAUCUGUGUUAACCCAGUACUUUCCGUUCAUGAAGACACAUCUGCUUUUUGUGAUAUGCACAGUGUAGAUAAGUGUUCUGACCUUCUUUUUUGAUAUAGAAUUAUAAAGAAGUGUGGUUUAUAUAUUUAAAAAUGUCAAUCUAAGUAUUAAAAUGUUUGCAUGUUGUCUAAGUAAUUAAAUACUUUGAAUGUGUUUCACAGUUUGAAAUAAGCUAUUCAGUGUAAUACUUCUUGUUUAUAUGCACCUAAACUUAGAUUUUACAUGAAGUGUUUUUUUCAGUGUUAUAUGUACCCUCUGAAAUAUAUAGGCAUAUGCUUAUUAUACCAAAAUGUUGUUUUAAAGUGGGCACUUAAAGCUCUCAGAAUAUCUCAGUGCUGAUGUAGCAUGUUUGUUGCAAUUGCUUUUUCUAUAAAAAUGUCUUCAAUGCAAUAUACUGGAAAGCCUUUCUAUUUUAAUAAAAUAAUUUUUAUAUGA
Sus scrofa (pig) is the source of this 4581-nucleotide messenger RNA. RefSeq names its product reversion inducing cysteine rich protein with kazal motifs (gene RECK). Gene Ontology annotation, cellular component: plasma membrane. The record is from RefSeq and is a predicted model, not a curated record. Gene Ontology annotation, molecular function: protein binding; metalloendopeptidase inhibitor activity. NCBI's taxonomy places the organism in Eukaryota, Metazoa, Chordata, Mammalia, Artiodactyla, Suidae. Gene Ontology annotation, biological process: sprouting angiogenesis; blood vessel maturation; extracellular matrix organization.